AUGACUGAGCAAGCUGAAGAAGGUGGAACCUGUACAAGGUUUAAAAGAUUCUAUGUUUGCCUAGGUCCACUAAAGGAAGGGUUCUUAGAUGGCUACAAACCAAUCAUUGGAUUAGACGGAUGCCAUUUAAAGGGUCCGUUAGGAGGAAUUUUGCUGACUGCUGUUGGUACAGACCCGAAUGAUGGGAUGUAUCCAAUUUGUUGGGCCCAGGUUGAAGCUGAAAACAACGAUAGCUGGGAAUGGUUUAUCAGAUUGCUUAAAGAGGACCUUCACAUGGAGAAUCUAGGAUCUUACACCUUCAUUUGUGAUAGACAGAAGGGUUUAGUUAGGGCUCUUGAAACUGAGGUCCCUAAAGCAGAGCAUCGCUUUUGCGUAAUGCAUCUCUACAAGAAUCUGUGGAAAGAACAUAAAGGUAUUGGAGUUAGAAGGCUCCUCUGGUCUGCUGCUAGGUCAACAAUCCCUUACCAUUUCAACCAAAAUAUGGAGGCUCUUAAGAAGUUAGCACCAAGGGCUUACGACUGGUUAGCAGCCAAGCCAAAGUCACAGUGGAGUAGAUCAGCUUUUAGAGAUAUUUGCAAGAGUGACAUGUUCGUUAAUAACAACUGUGAAGUUUUCAACAAUGCAAUCAACAAGUUUAGAGGUAUGGGGAUUGUUACAAUGUUCAUUGGAAUUCAAAAUACAUGUAUGGAGAGGAUCUGCAAGAGGCUGACAAAAAUGGACAAGAGGGACACUAUCUUCUGCACAAAACCUCUUAAAAAGUUGCACAAGUAA
Molecule: messenger RNA, 771 nt
Organism: Daucus carota subsp. sativus
Lineage: Eukaryota; Viridiplantae; Streptophyta; Magnoliopsida; Apiales; Apiaceae
Exons: 2
Coding region: 1-771 (256 amino acids)
Source: RefSeq, a predicted model, not a curated record